This is a messenger RNA of Lepisosteus oculatus (spotted gar), 6031 nucleotides long. NCBI's taxonomy places the organism in Eukaryota, Metazoa, Chordata, Actinopteri, Semionotiformes, Lepisosteidae. The record is from RefSeq and is a predicted model, not a curated record.
AGAGAGGAAACGCCGGGGACUGAGAGGAUGCAUACAGGCCGUGUCCUGGUCCGCAACAGGAUAUUUAAGUAUGCGUUGUGAAAUGGCUACGGAUUUGCUUGGUUAUCCUACUGCACGGUUUCCGUAAAUGUAUUAUUUACUUUUAGAAAACGAUUUUUUUUUCAGUGAAUGGGCGUUUUGGUGCGUACAUUUUAACGACAAACAAUAACGAAUGAGACGGGGUUUCUUCAGUUGUAAUGCAAUGGUUUUUAGGGUAGGCUAGUAAAAUAAAAUUAUGAAUCAAAGACUGAAUGUGCUUAAUUGUAAACCACAUUUUUUUCCCUCAAAAGAUACUUUAUUUCCAUAACAACAUCUCGCAAAAGAAACAUUGUAAACCACAUACGUCAAAAACAGGUGACGGAGUCCCGACUCCCAUCACAGGCUACGGCUUGAAGGAUGCCGAGUAUUUAGCUGUUCAUUUAAGUGCAUGGCGUGUUUUCUAAAUGGAAAUGGUCUCAAUCUUUUAGGUUAAACGUGGCAUUUGAAUUUACUUUCAAAUGCCUUACUUGUUUCACGCUCAGCCUAACACCUCCAAAAAAAAGUACCUUCAGUCUGUAACCACACACUUGACUUAAGGGGAAGAAUUGGCUGUUGGUUCAAGAGCAUAAGGGGUUCAGAUAUUUUGUGUGUUACAGUUCUCUAAUGAAGGUAUUAUUGUUUUUUCCCCCUUGUGACAGAGAAACGUUGCUUCUAUGUUAAGUGGCUUAGUUCAGUUUGUCAUAUGCACAAGUACGAGAUGUUCAUUAGGAUACCAUCCUAGGAUCAUUUAACUGCUAACUACACAACAGACUAAGAUGAGGCCUAAUGUUGUUCUAAACUGCUCCUCACCUUCCAACCCUCAUCCAACCACAUUCAGGCUAACCUGCUGUUAGGACUUUAAUGCUUUCACAUGGAUAACAUGGAGACCCCGAGACUCCUUUGAAUUUAAUUACCUAUAUUGCCCCUAAGGGAAUUUGUCUUGCACAUCAAGAACUUAUAAAUGUAUUACAUAUAUGACAAUAAUGCAAUACAACAACAGUACAAUACCAUGAUACACAAUAACAUUUAACAACAUCGUUCAGUCUGAACCCUUUCAGAAUCUUACAUGGACUUAGGUGUAUUGUGAAACAAACGGGGAACUGUAAUUUGUAACUGCUUUGAUUUGUUUCUGAUAAUAGUUUCAACAGACUUGAGGAGAAGUGCGUAAGUACUCAGAGACUGACCGGGUUUGAUUUCAGUAUGUGAUUCAUUCCACUGAUUUCAGAAAAGGCACUCUUUUAUAGGAAAAAAAUGCCCUUUUUGAUAACUGGGGCGUGAGUUUGUUGUAUUACUGAGAAUAUUUCAUCUGACCAUAAAAAAUUGUUUUACACAACAAAAAACUAAAGCAACAACAUUUGGUGGAUAACUUCCCAUUUCAAGCAAUCAAGGGGAAUUUCUUGAGUUUUUAUUUCUGAGAACCAAGGUCGUAUUGUGCUCACACAAAUUACCCAUUUGGGAUUGGCCUCCGAACUUGUGACACUGAUCAGUUAACCUCUGAUAUCUGUUUCUGUUUAUUGCUGAAAAGGCUUCUUUUUCUAUCUAUUAUCUUGUUAUGCAGCCUAAUUGGUAUCAGCAAGUUUUAAUUAGAAGGGGACAAUUCAUAUCACACAAGGCAUUCCCUAGAAAACUAGAAACUACAGUCUGAAAGUAUCCGAAGUUUAAAGAAAUAUGUCACAUAAAUUUACUAUACAUGCUUGCAAUUUGGAAAUAUGCAAAUAUUUGCAAUACAUAGUAAUAUUGCCAUUUUAAUAUGUCCUAUUAAAAUGCGAACCUCUCAAAAUACAGUGUAUUUUGCAUUAGUCCGUGCAUUAUUUUGUGUUUGGUGUUUUGCUACAGUUUAAUGUUCUCUUAAUUGAGGUUGAUCGUUUUUGUACAGGAAAGACUCCAGGUCAUUUAUCGUUAUGGAUGCAUAUUUUAUUUUGAAUGAAUGGGGAUUUUAUAAGGUCAGGGCUUCCUGUUGAAAACCAGCCUAGGAAGCCCUUAUGAAGUAACAGAAACUGAAUUUUUAGUAGCACAGUAAGACUGAAAGUAAAUUAAGAUGAUGUGUGAUUGAACAAGUGUCCUAUAAGCUUGUUUGACUAUGAAUGUUCUACCUGCUAGAGAACUUGCUUAGUUCAUCUUUAAUUGACAGGCUAGGAGAAAAGGGUGAUAACUUACAAUAUGUUCUACUAGAGUGCAGGGUUUAUGUGGUCUUUGGGCCUGUGUGAAUUGUGGGAGUCCCUGCACAGUAGAUCUCGGCUCGAGUAGGAGCAAAUUCGGGGAAGCUGAGCAGAUCUGCAGCCGUGGGUGUUCAGAAAGAUCCAGCCAUGGCCCAGGUGGAGAAGAAGGCAGGCUUGCUGCGGAAGUCCUCCGCCUCCAGGAAGCCCCUGAAGGAGAAGGUGGUGCUCAUGUACGAUGAGAUUUUUGCGAGGGAAGACCCAGCCAAGAACAACCCGCGCUUCUGGGAGGAGCUGUUCCUGAUGAAGGUGAACCUUGAAUACUUAGAGGGGAAACUGGAGUCUUUGGAUGGUGAUGAACUGAUGAAGAUCAAGGACAAUAUCAACAGCUUGUUUCAGCACUGCAUCCAGGCACUGGGAGAGGAGCAUCAGAUCAAGGUGGUAAAUGCCUUACAGACUUUGUGCGCCCUGUUCCGGGGGGUUCAUCAGAAGAACAAGUCAACAUCGGGCUUCGACAUCAUCAACAUGCUGAUGGGCUUCGACAAGGCUGAGUUGCGCAUGAAGGACCUCAUGGAGAGUUUGGACACCCUGCUAUGUGGAGAAGGUUCGGAAAGCUUGAAGAGCCUGUGUUUGAAGUUGCUGCUCUGCUUAGUGACGGUGACAGAUAACAUAAGUCAGAAUACCAUCCUGGAGUAUGUUAUGAUUAACAGCAUCUUUGAGGCUAUUCUACAGAUCCUCUCUAGCUCUCCCAGCAGGAUACAGCAUGGGUAUGAUGCAGUAGUCCUCCUGGCUCUCCUUGUCAACUAUAGGAAAUAUGAGUCUGUGAAUCCAUACAUCGUGAAGUUGUCUAUUGUGGACGACGAGACCACAUUAAAUGGAAUGGGGCUGGUGAUCUCGCAGGCUCUGUCGGAAUACAAUAGGCAGUACAAAGACAAGGAGGAGGAGAACCAGGGUGGCUUCUUCUCUGCCCUCACCACCAUGGUGGGCAGUAUGUUCAUUGCUGAUGCAGAGGAGAAGAUAUCUGUGCAAACAAAUGAGGCUAUUCUUCUGGCUCUGUAUGAGGCAGUACAUUUAAACCGCAACUUCAUCACUGUACUCGCACAGAGCCAUCCCGAGAUCGGCAUGUUGUCGUCACCAGUGACGCCAGUUCCCACCACGCCCACCACGCCCCUGGGCACCACUCCACCCUCCCUGGAUGUGAUGAACUCCACAGAGCUGCCCCUUGACCCCAAUCUGCAGACCAGCAACCUCCUCAUCACCUUCCUCAAGUACUCUUCCAUUGUCAUGCAGGACACCAAAGAUGAAAACAGACUCAACAGUGCCAAGCUGUGCCUUAUCAUUCUCACCUGUAUUGCAGAGGAUCAGUAUGCCAAUGCCUUUCUCCAUGACGACAACAUGAAUUUCCGAGUGAACUUGCACAGGAUGCCCAUGAGACACAGGAAGAAAGCCGCAGACAAGAACGUUCCCUCCAGACCACUGGUGUGUGCAGUUCUGGACCUGAUGGUAGAGUUCAUCGUCACUCAUAUGAUGAAGGACUUUCCCAUGGAUCUCUACAUGCGCUGCGUCCAGGUCGUGCACAAGCUGAUCUGCUAUCAGAAGAAGUGCCGAGUCCGGCUACACUACACUUGGAGAGAGCUGUGGUCAGCACUCAUCAACCUGCUGAAAUUUCUCCUCUCGAACGAGACCACCUUGCUGACAAAACACAACAUCUUCCAAUUGGCCCUGCUGGUAGUAAACUUAUUCAACAUGUUUAUAACCUAUGGGGAUACCUUUCUUCCAACACCCAGCAGCUAUGAUGAGCUUUACUAUGAAAUUGUGAGGAUGCACCAGGUGUUUGACAAUCUCUACUGCAUGGUGCUCCGAGUUUCAGCCAAUACUGGUCAGUGGAAGGAGCCCGCGAGCAAAGUUACUCAUGCCUUGGUCAAUGUCAGAGCUAUAAUCAACCAUUUCAAUCCCAAGAUCGAGUCCUAUGCUGCUGUGAACCACAUCUCUCAGCUCUCUGAAGAUCAGGUCCUGGAGGUGGUGCGCUCCAACUACGACACGCUGACCCUGAAGCUGCAGGACGGGCUGGACCAGUAUGAGAGGUACUCCGAGCAGCCCAAGGAGGCCGGCUUCUUCAAAGAGCUGGUGCGCUCCAUCAGUCUGAAUGUGCGGAAAAACGUCUCCCUCAACACGCUGAGCCAGGACGUGCUCCUCAAGGAGUUCUCCUCCAUAUCCUGAGAUGGUGCCUUCAGCUUUGAGGACUCGUAACCUUGUGUCUGGUCCCCAGAGUGCCUGCUGCACCCCCUCCACCCUGUUCCACUGCUUCCUGAGUGUCCUCCUCUCCACACGAGCCAGUGCUGCCACUGGCCGGCAAGGCCGACCUCCCCAGACCCUCGGACGCCCCCCGCCUGGCCUUCGCCCUGGUGCACACCAACAUGCUGGCAUAGGAGCCCUCUGGGAUGUGGGCUGUGUUUGUGUGCGCAGCUAGAAUAUAACAGUGAUUGCACAGUGUGGCCUCAGCAUUGUCCUCACUUCCAAGUGUUAAUCAACCUUUUUAAUUUAAAAAAAAUCAUUGUUUUUUGGUUUGUUUUUCUGUCCUGCUGGUGCUUUUGACCUAGGGAAUAAUAUGAAGCUUAGUGUUGUUAUUUUAUUAACAGACAUUUACUUUGUUUUAAACAAACCUCUAGAGACAGUAUCACAUGAAUUCUGUAGCACUCAUAACCAGAUAUAGGUAUUUUGAGCUGUGAUUAGUGUUUGCAGUUAACGUGUGGGUUCAGAGUUUUAAAGGCUACGUUUUCCAGUUUUGUACAGUGAGAGGAUCAUUUUCUGAAAAGAGUUGUUAUUUCAGUAUAACUUUACAGGAGUUCGCCUUAGGUCACUGCCAGAGCCCAGCUCCCCUUGUGUGUGCGUGUGCAUGCUAAACCAUUAAUUUUCCUGUUGUGGUUUAGGAAUUAAAUGUCAUUUCUUAAUACUGACCCUGAGGCCUCUGUUUCAGACAUUUAACCUUAAUACUGACAGUAUGAGCUUCUGUGCAGAUUGCUGUUUUAAAGGGUGAAGCUGUAUGGUUUGCAGUCUGAUGUGUAGAUGUUCUAAUAACAAAUGCCACUCCCCACACCCCUGAGCCUCAGAGGAGCUCUGAGAAAGACGGGCCCAAGAGGCCGACACUAACAAACUCGACACAACGUCCUUCUUCACUGGUGGGAUCAGCAGUGAAGCAGGUUUGAAAUGCAGAAUGGCAUCUUGGAGACAAACAGGAAUUCUCAUCUGCGGAUGCCAUGGUUGCAGAGGACUCCCGUAGGUCCAGAAAGAGCAGCUGCUGCUGUCCUGCCAUUUGUGGGAAUGAAGAAUUCCCAUCUCAGAAUCCUGAACUGAGUCAAUUUCUUGGGCCAUUGACUAAGAGGAGUAUAAAUAAUGUGCCCUACAGCCCCCACUGGAGACUUGGAGAUUUUUCAUUUUACACGCAUAGAAUUCCGCCUUUGCCUAUUUUCCAGUGUAAAAUGUCGAUUUGACUCCCUGUGUGCAGCUGUCCUGAUUCCUGGCGAGUUAUUUGAUCCGAUGGACUUCCGGCACUGCCCCGCAGUACAGAACACAAUCCAGGAAUUCUGUUGUGGAUUUUUUUCCCUGGUUUCAUUUGUGUGUCUGACGCUACAAGCAGAUUGCUGUCGCGUUUGGCACGGUUCCUGCACUGUGGGCCUCUCCUUGCCCGUCUGAGCUCAGACCUGUCCCCUGAGCGGCAGGGAGACUGCUGUGAAAAGGCCUAGAUACAGGCUGCUGCGUCUGCAGCGCUCGAGGGACAGUACCUGGCUGGUGCAGAUUAAAAAAAAAUUGUUACUGUU